This is a messenger RNA of Cataglyphis hispanica, 3147 nucleotides long. Its product is annotated as cyclic nucleotide-gated cation channel alpha-3. The record is from RefSeq and is a predicted model, not a curated record. Gene Ontology annotation, biological process: monoatomic cation transmembrane transport. The transcript has 14 exons. Gene Ontology annotation, cellular component: intracellular cyclic nucleotide activated cation channel complex; plasma membrane. Lineage: Eukaryota; Metazoa; Arthropoda; Insecta; Hymenoptera; Formicidae. The coding region runs from base 34 to 2928 and encodes 964 amino acids. Gene Ontology annotation, molecular function: intracellularly cGMP-activated cation channel activity; protein-containing complex binding; intracellularly cAMP-activated cation channel activity.
ACAAAGACCGGAAGGCUGGAUCAUCUCCGUGGAAUGUCUUCGGGCGCCAAGCGGCUGGUGCAGUCGCUUAGGGGCCGAAGCGGGGGUGGCAGGGGCACCGGUGGCGAUCGUGCCGACGCCGGUGCUGGGGACGACAGCUGCGUCGGCGUCAGCGGGGCCAGCACAAGCGCGACCAGGCUAUGGCACUACGACAGCGGACACGAACUCGAUGAGAUCUCAGUGAUCGGGGCUGCCAGGGGUAACGAGGGGCUGACGACGCCCACCACACCGUGUCAUUGCAGAAGCAUCAAGUACGGCAGCGGACAGACGCUUUGUAGCAUCGCCGGAUUGCCACCCGCCCCCGCUUUACCCGCGCACAGAGCACAAUCCGGCGUCAUCAGUGGCGGUGUGAGACAUCGUCUGAGCGGUGGCUCUGCGUCCGCCUUGAGCUGCGGGGGCGAAAAGUACCGGGACAUUAAAGGUGGAAGGACCGGUGACGGUCGAGCCGGAGGCGGUGGCAGGGAAAAAGAGGAUGACACCAAGAGCGCGGAGAACGUGUCCAGGGGAGUUUUACCCUCAAGGCAGAGCCUCUUGGAUCUCGUCAGCGGUAAAUUCAUGGGCCGACACACACCCACCCACCACUACUAUCACCAGCAACAGCAGCAGGUAUAUUCUGUGUCGCAGCGAUACUUCAGUUCGUCACGUGACUCGCUUCAAGGAGGAUACGUGAACCGGGGUGCAAGCGAGCUCGAUCUAAGUCGCAAGCCGAGAAGAAGGGACCACCUGAGGGGCAGAUUCAAGCUGCCGUAUACAGUUGCGCUCACGCCUUCGCGUGACCAAUCGCACCUGCACACACCGGCGUCGGUCAAUCAUCUCAGCAAUGCCAGUUGCAACGGCACCGAAACAAGGUACACGGCGCAGCAACAGCAACAGCAACGCGGAAGUAGAGGUUUCCCUGGGCAACCUGGAUCGAGAGGUUUUCGCACGGGCGCACCAAAUUGGUCCUUUAUCUUCGAUCCUGCGGGACGCCUCUGUUACUAUUGGUCAAUGGUGGUUUCCCUUGCCUUUCUUUACAACUUCUGGGUGAUCAUCUAUAGAUUUGCCUUCCAGGAGAUCAAUGGAGAGACUCGUUGGGUGUGGUUCUGCCUGGACUACUUCUCGGAUUUUUUAUACGUGCUCGACAUAAUAUUUCACAUUCGAACGGGAUACUUGGAAGAUGGGGUGCUGCAAACCGACGCCACAAAAUUGAGAAACCAUUACACGAACAGCACCACGUUUUACAUAGACAUCCUGUGCCUGCUGCCCCUCGACUUUUUAUACUUAUCUAUAGGAUUUAACAGUAUGCUGCGAAGUUUUAGACUCGUAAAAAUUUAUCGGUUCUGGGCGUUCAUGGACAGGACCGAGCGACACACAAAUUAUCCGAAUUUGUUUCGCUCCACCUCCUUGAUACAUUAUUUACUGGUGAUCUUUCACUGGAAUGGGUGCCUCUAUCACAUUAUUUAUAAGAACAACGGCUUCGGUAGUAAGAACUGGGUGUUUAGCGAUUCUGAGACGGCAGACGUUGUAAAACAAUAUCUGCAGAGCUACUACUGGUGUACUCUUGCCCUAACGACCAUCGGUGACCUGCCCAGACCGAGAAGUAAAGGCGAAUAUCUUUUUGUGAUUGGUCAGCUGUUUUUUGGCCUGCUAUUAUUCGCAACGGUGCUGGGUCACGUCGCAAACAUCGUCACUUCCGUCAGCGCGGCACGGAAAGAGUUUCAGGCGAAGCUGGACGGCGUGAAGACAUACAUGAGGAUGAGGAGGGUUCCGAAUCAUUUACAGGUGAAAGUUAUCAAAUGGUUCGAUUAUCUGUGGCUGACGCAGAAGUGCUCCGACGAGGAGAAAGCAGUGAGUUGUCUUCCAGAUAAAUUGAAGGCAGAAAUCGCGAUCAACGUACACUUGGAUACACUGAGGAGGGUGGAAAUCUUCCAGAACACGGAGGCUGGUUUCCUGUGCGAGCUGGUGCUGCGACUACGGCCCGUUCUCUUCUCACCCGGCGACUACAUCUGCCGCAAAGGUGAGGUGGGAAAGGAGAUGUACAUAGUGAAUAGGGGCCGACUGCAGGUGGUGGCCGACAACGGGAAGACGGUGCUCGCCACCCUUAAGGCGGGUUCCUACUUCGGGGAGAUCAGCAUUCUCAAUAUGGGGACCGCAGGUAAAGAGUGCGGUAACCGGCGAACAGCCAGCGUGCGCUCGGUCGGCUACUCAGACCUCUUCGUCCUCAGCAAGAAGGAUAUGUGGGACGUGCUCAAGGAGUAUCCGGCUGCCAGGGUACGCCUAGAAGCCAUCGCUGUCAAAAGGUUGGAGAAGUAUAAGAGAGCCCCUCUGGAGAAAGCUGCCAUAGGCAGAUGCCAGAGCACGCCCGGUUUGGUGGAAUCGCGGGGCCGCGUUUCGCUGGAGGACAUGUGGGUAUCGCCCCUUGACUACAAAACCCACGCGUAUUCGACAGCCGCCUCGUUGUUUUCGCCGAGUCCGAGUCCGACAUCGAGACGCGCCGUGCCGGAUCUGGGGACCAUGGGCGACGCGAACGUUUCCCGAGGCGCCGAAAGCCCGAUGAGCGCGGCCAGCAGCGGUCCCAGCAGCGAGGAUCAGACGGCCAGGGCGCCGCAAUCAGCCGCCACGCAACCCUCCACCCACUCCGGCAUGACUUGCAACAGUAUGACUCAGCUGGUGAGCGAGGGCACGGUACCUAUGUUCGGCACGCAUGAGUCUCUGCUGGCGGAGAUUCAGCGUCUUCGCGAGCGUUUGAAAUGUUUGGAGACAGAAAAGGCAGCGAUGAGCGCGAAGUUGAAUCAGCAACAGUGGGAGGUUGAGCACCGAUUGGCCGAAAUCGAGAUGCAAAUUUGCGGGACGAGCUCGACCUCGAGCGUCGAGGACAACAAUGAGAGAAACCGAGAGAGCAUUAUUUAACGAGAAACAAUGCCGCGAGAGCGCGGCAAGACCAAAGUCGAGCGGAUACGUCACUAUCUUACUGAAGCGACCGAUAUUAGGUACGAUGUCGACGAUCAAGAGGAGCCGGACGACGCGAGAAUCCUUAGCGACACAAAGUCGAUCGGUAGCCUGAGUCAGCAUUUAUUUGAGAGCGAUGAGGACGAGCAUUACUACGGUACUUGCAACGGCUACGUCUCG